Cricetulus griseus (Chinese hamster) is the source of this 1603-nucleotide messenger RNA. The record is from RefSeq and is a predicted model, not a curated record. Lineage: Eukaryota; Metazoa; Chordata; Mammalia; Rodentia; Cricetidae.
CGUCUCGCUGCCCGAAGUCCUUCACAGACGACCACUGUCACUCUCGCAACGCCUAGCCCCCCAUCCCAGAGCAGACAACUCUGUUCUGCAGAGAACAGAGCAGAGCUCAUCCUCUUGUCUCUGCUUUCCCGCAGUCCCCCAAGGCUUCUCCUGUCCGGGACGCCGCUAUGGACGACAUUUUCACUCAGUGCCGGGAGGGCAACGCGGUGGCGGUGCGCUUGUGGCUGGACAACACAGAGAACGACCUCAAUCAGGGGGAUGAUCAUGGCUUCUCCCCCUUGCACUGGGCCUGCCGAGAAGGCCGCUCUGCGGUGGUUGAAAUGCUGAUCAUGAGAGGAGCACGUAUCAAUGUGAUGAAUCGUGGGGAUGAUACCCCCCUGCACCUGGCAGCCAGUCAUGGACACCGUGACAUCGUACAGAAGCUGUUGCAAUACAAGGCUGACAUCAAUGCAGUGAAUGAGCAUGGGAAUGUGCCCCUUCACUAUGCCUGUUUCUGGGGUCAAGACCAGGUGGCAGAGAACGGGCAGAGAAGAUGGGCCAGAAUCUCAACCGUAUUCCAUACAAGGACACAUUCUGGAAGGGGACCACUCGUACUCGGCCCCCUAUGGAAAGGCCGCUGGCAGAGCAAUGACAUUGUUGUGAAGGUGCUGAAGGUUCGAGACUGGAGUACAAGGAAAAGCAGGGACUUCAAUGAAGAGUGUCCCCGGCUCAGGAUUUUCUCACAUCCAAACGUGCUUCCAGUGCUAGGAGCUUGCCAGGCUCCACCAGCUCCCCACCCAACCCUUAUCACACACUGGAUGCCAUAUGGAUCUCUCUACAAUGUACUACAUGAAGGCACCAAUUUCGUUGUGGACCAGAGCCAAGCUGUAAAGUUUGCUUUGGACAUGGCAAGAGGCAUGGCUUUUCUACACACACUAGAGCCUCUCAUACCUCGACAUGCACUAAAUAGCCGUAGUGUAAUGAUCGAUGAAGACAUGACUGCUCGAAUCAGCAUGGCUGAUGUCAAGUUUUCUUUCCAGUGCCCAGGGCGCAUGUAUGCACCUGCCUGGGUGGCCCCUGAAGCCCUGCAGAAGAAGCCUGAAGACACUAACAGACGCUCAGCAGACAUGUGGAGCUUUGCAGUGCUUCUGUGGGAACUGGUGACACGAGAGGUGCCCUUUGCUGACCUCUCUAAUAUGGAGAUCGGAAUGAAGGUGGCACUGGAAGGCCUUCGGCCUACAAUUCCACCAGGUAUUUCCCCACACGUGUGUAAGCUCAUGAAGAUUUGUAUGAAUGAAGAUCCUGCAAAGCGACCCAAGUUUGACAUGAUUGUGCCUAUCCUGGAGAAGAUGCAAGACAAGUAGGACUGGAAGGUCCUGGCCCAGACUCCAGAGGUGUCAAAACAAGGUUGGGGGAGUGUACUUCCCCAAAGCUGAAGGCCUCUGGUUGCCUCCCGUCUCCAAUCAUGGUACUACCCCAGUUAUGGGGCUCAUCCCUGCUCCCAUCCCUACCACUGUAGCCCCAAAAGGGGCUGGGCUCAAGAGCUUUGUCACUUGCCACAUGAUGUCUCCCAACAUGGGAGGGAUAAGCCCUGCCUGUCACAAUAAAGUUUAUUAUGAAAACA